This is a messenger RNA of Rotaria socialis, 1782 nucleotides long. Lineage: Eukaryota; Metazoa; Rotifera; Eurotatoria; Philodinida; Philodinidae. The record is from the annotation of a GenBank genome assembly.
AUGGCUGAUACUCUAUCGAAAAGUCUCCAAUCAACCGAACAUGAAUUAUCGUGGGCUAGUCGAGGUUUAAAAGGAAAUAGUGCUGAGGAUGUGAAAGAAUUAUGUGAUGAUAUCGAACAGUUUAAUCAAUUAAUAGCUUUGCGUCUUGAGGGGAAUACAAUAAAUGAAGCAGCCGCAACAGCUAUUGGCAUAGCAUUAGAAAAACAUAGUGAAAUUCAACGUUUAAUUUGGAAUGAUUUAUUUACAACACGACUUAAAACAGAAGUACCACAAUCGCUAAUUAAAUUAACUCAAGGUCUUAUGACUAAUGGAGCUCAUAUUGUUGAAAUUAAUUUAAGUGAUAAUGCAUUCGGUCCCAUUGGCGUCAAAGGUCUCGAAACAUUUCUGUGUUCAUCAGCAUGUUUUUCACUUGAAGAACUUCGACUUAAUAAUUGUGGUAUGGGUAUUGACGGUGGAAAAUUAUUAGCUGAAGCAUUAAUUACAUGUCACAAAAAUAGUCAAGGGAAAUUUGCUCUAAAACAAUUCGUUGCUGGUCGAAAUCGACUUGAAAAUGAAGGUGCACAAGCAUUAUCAAAAGCAUUUGAAACAAUUGGCACAUUAGAAGUCAUUCGCAUGCCACAAAACGGUAUAAGACCACCGGGUAUUGAAGCAUUAGCGGUUGCAUUUGUCAGCAACCAGAAUUUACGUUUAAUUGAUCUUAAUGACAAUGCAGUAACAUUAGCCGCUCCAAAGUUAGCAUCGGCUAUUGAAAAACUACCAAACCUCGAAGUUCUGAAUCUUGAGUCAUCACUUAUUCGUACAAAAGGUGCUAUCGCUGUAGCACGAGCUAUUGCUUCACAUAAAAAUCUUCAAGAAUUAUAUCUUGGAUGUAAUGAUAUACAUACGGAAGGUGCACUUGAAAUAGCGCAUGCUGUAAAGAACAUGCCAACAUUAAAAGCGUUAGAUUUAAAUGGAAAUUGUCUUGGUAAUGACGGUAUUGAUGAAAUUCGUCAGGCACUUGAAAAUAAAAGUUUCGCUAAUCAAAUGAUAUUCAGUGAUGACGAAGGUAGUGAUGAAGACGAAGAAGAAGAUAGAGUACAUGAAGAAGGAGAUGAGGACGACGAGGAAUAUGACGAUAAUGAUGAAGAUUAUGAAGAUGAUGAUGAAGAAGAAGAAGAAGACACUGAGUCUCCCUCUUUCUUUUUUGGCAAAACUGCUACUCAACAGCUAUCACCAUGGAAUUCUCUUCAAUUCGGUCAUACGAAAACAAAUUUAGCUCAACCACCACCUGUCGAAGAUCUUUCGAGUAUGAUCGCUAGUAUCAAUGUUUGUUCACCGUUUACUUUUGAUCUAAGAUCAACUAUUCAAGGAAAAAAUAAUAAAUUGACAACAUUUACAAAUCCCGAUAAAAUCAAAGAACAUUUGAAAAAUGAUGAACAAACUAUUGAGCGUGCAGUAAAAUUACUUGAAGACAUUUGGAGUGAUGAUUCCGUUUCACAAAAGGACAGCUCAACAAUUGCUUCAAAUACUCUACAAGCAUUAACAUUUACACAGGACAGUGAACGCAAUUUCAAUGAACGAUUACUCGUAGUAUUAGGCUUUGUCAAGGAUGAACAAACAGGACGUCAACGUCGUAAAAUAACUCAACGUGAUAGAAUAUUUAAAACAAUAGUCGAUGUGAAUCAAUUUUUACCAAAGUCAACUAAAAAUCUUCUAAGUAUUUUUCUUCAAAAUACUCCGAAUGAAAAAAUUCAAUGUUCACCAGAAAUUAAACAACAAUUAUUAUCAACAUUAAAAGGAUAA